Molecule: messenger RNA, 927 nt
Organism: Crotalus tigris (Tiger rattlesnake)
Lineage: Eukaryota; Metazoa; Chordata; Lepidosauria; Squamata; Viperidae
Product: olfactory receptor 6M1-like
Exons: 1
Coding region: 1-927 (308 amino acids)
Biological process (GO): G protein-coupled receptor signaling pathway
Cellular component (GO): membrane
Molecular function (GO): olfactory receptor activity; G protein-coupled receptor activity
Source: RefSeq, a predicted model, not a curated record
AUGAGAACUAGGACUCAGAACAGCACAACACAAGUGACAGAAUUCAUCUUAAUUGGCUUCCAACUACCUAGGCCCAUGGAAUUCUUUCUUUUUUCAUUGCUUCUGGUUGUGUUUUUCUUCACCUUAGCUGGAAACCUCAUGAUUAUCACUCUGGUAUGCAUAGACCAAUGCUUGCAAACCUCUAUGUAUUUCUUCCUUUUCAACCUCUCCUUUUUGGAGAUAUUUUUUGUUCUGACAAUCACACCAAAGAUGAUGAUGGAUUUAGUUUCUCAGAACAAAUCUAUCUCUUUCUUGGGCUGCAUCAGUCAAUGCUAUUCUUAUUUCUUCCUGAUUGCCGUAAUGGCCUUUGACCGCUACAUUGCUAUCUGUCAUCCGUUGCGCUACACGAUCAUCAUGAAUGGACGGGUUUGUGUGAAUUUGAUAUUGGUGUGCUGGAUUGGUGCUUUCAUGAAUAAUUUUGGCCCCAUUGUUCUCCUGAGCCAACUAUCCUUCUGCAGCUCUAACGUUAUUGAUCAUUUCUUCUGUGACUAUGCUCCACUGAUAAAGCUUUCUUGCAAUGAUGUAGAUACUCUCCUGACUCUGGAAUCUACCCUCUCUCCUCUAGUGUUACUCAGCUCUUUGUGUGUAACUGUCAUCUCCUAUCUCUACAUAAUUGUGACUGUCUUGAGCAUGCAGAUCAGUGGCAGCCGUGGGAAGACUUUUUCAACCUGUGCCUCUCAUCUAACUGUCGCUUCCAUCUUCUACGGCAGUGCCAUCUUCAUGUACUCUUUGCCCAGCAAGGGUCAUUCUCGGGAUGCCCAGAAAGCUGUGGCAGUUCUAACUGCUGUGGUCACCCCAUUACUGAACCCUUUUAUUUACACUUUGAGGAAUGAGAAGGUCAAAGAUGCUUUCCGAGACUGUUUGCAAAGGCACAAACGUAUUUUGUGA